AUGGCGUCGAUUUCAGCCUUUGGCUAUCUUCCUCCGUCUCCGCCUCAAUCCACAUCGCUCACCGGAGCUUCCUCCACCACCAGAUGCCGGACUACUGUGUCUGCUCGCUUAGCCGACCAAACAGAUGACUUGUCUCCUCUUCGCUCUUCUGGUGGGAAUUGUGGUUGUGUUCAUAGUGCUGGAGAGUUUGAUCGCAGAAAAUUGUUGGUUUCUUCUGUUGGAUUGUUGAUUGGAGCAUUAGCAUACGAUUCUAAAGAUGGAGGAGAUGUUGCAUUAGCUUCCCAAUUCGCUGAUAUGCCAGCGAUUAGAGGGAAAGAUUACGGCAAAACGAAAAUGAAGUAUCCAGAUUAUACAGAAACACAAUCUGGUCUUCAGUAUAAGGAUUUGCGAGUAGGAACUGGGCCUAAACCAAAGAAGGGAGAAAAAGUUGUGGUUGACUGGGAUGGUUACACAAUAGGUUACUAUGGCCGCAUAUUUGAAGCUCGCAAUAGAACAAAAGGAGGUUCUUUUGAGGGGGAUGAAAAGUCAUUCUUUAAAUUUACCUUGGGAUCCCAUGAGGUGAUACCUGCUUUUGAGGAGGCUGUCUCUGGGAUGGCUAUUGGUGGUAUCAGAAGGAUUGUUGUACCGCCAGAAAUCGGAUACCCGGAAAACGACUACAACAAGAGUGGGCCGAGGCCAACAACUUUCUCUGGACAACGUGCAUUAGAUUUUGUGCUGAGGAACCAAGGGCUUAUAGACAAGACACUUCUCUUUGAUGUUGAACUCAUCAAGAUCGUACCAAACUGA
Molecule: messenger RNA, 786 nt
Organism: Arabis nemorensis
Lineage: Eukaryota; Viridiplantae; Streptophyta; Magnoliopsida; Brassicales; Brassicaceae
Source: the annotation of a GenBank genome assembly